Molecule: messenger RNA, 3156 nt
Organism: Dendroctonus ponderosae (mountain pine beetle)
Lineage: Eukaryota; Metazoa; Arthropoda; Insecta; Coleoptera; Curculionidae
Gene: Galphai
Product: G protein alpha i subunit
Exons: 5
Coding region: 126-1196 (356 amino acids)
Biological process (GO): adenylate cyclase-modulating G protein-coupled receptor signaling pathway
Cellular component (GO): heterotrimeric G-protein complex
Molecular function (GO): GTP binding; GTPase activity; G-protein beta/gamma-subunit complex binding
Source: RefSeq, a predicted model, not a curated record
AAAUGAGUCAAUAUUGGGAAAAUCUCAGCCAUGGCCACAGCUAACCGACGUUUACGGACGGGUGGAGUCUCUUCAUGUUGUUUUUAGCAACAAGUGUCAAUAUAGCCUAGUUUUUAACAAAUAUAAUGGGUUGUGCUGUGAGUACAACGGGGGAUAAAGCCGCCCAGGCACGGUCAAAGAAAAUUGAUCGCGACCUAAGGGCAGAUGGAGAAAGAGCCGCUGGUGAAGUCAAACUUCUUCUACUAGGGGCUGGAGAAUCCGGCAAAAGUACCAUAGCGAAGCAGAUGAAGAUUAUCCAUGAAUUAGGUUAUUCCAAGGAAGAGUGCGAGCAGUAUCGGCCAGUUGUUUACAGCAAUACAAUUCAGAGUCUCAUGGCCAUUAUCAGAGCUAUGGGGCAGUUAGGAAUUGAUUUUGCUGAACCCAGUAAAACCGAUGUAGCCAGGCAGUUCUUUACUUAUGCAAGCGCGGCUGAGGAAGGAGAACUGACCCCAGAUUUGGUAAUGUUGAUGAAACGCCUUUGGCAAGACCCUGGUGUGCAGCUUUGCUUCUCAAGAUCUCGAGAAUAUCUCUUGAAUGACUCCGCUGCGUAUUAUUUGAAUUCCCUUGAUAGAAUCUCGCAGAAGAAUUACGUUCCUACUCAACAGGAUGUGUUGAGGACGAGAGUCAAGACCACGGGAAUUGUGGAGACUGAUUUUUCGUUCAAAAAUUUGCAUUUUAAAAUGUUUGAUGUGGGCGGGCAAAGGUCGGAAAGGAAGAAAUGGAUUCAUUGCUUUGAAGGAGUGACUGCCAUUAUAUUUUGCGUUGCUUUAUCAGGUUACGAUUUGGUUCUGGCUGAAGAUGAAGAAAUGAAUCGUAUGGUGGAAUCAAUGAAGCUUUUUGACUCAAUAUGUAACAGUAAAUGGUUUGUUACAACCUCAAUAAUUCUUUUCCUAAACAAGAAAGAUCUAUUCGAGGAAAAAAUUGCUCGAAGUCCUUUAACUAUCUGCUUUCCUGAAUAUGAUGGGCCGAAUACAUAUCAAGAGGCUUCGGCCUACAUUCGAAUGAAGUUUGAAAAUCUCAAUAGACGAAAGGAUCAAAAAGAAAUUUACACGCACUUUACUUGUGCGACCGAUACGAGUAACAUUCAGUUUGUUUUCGAUUCUGUCACUGAUGUUAUCAUUAAAAACAACCUGAAGGAUUGUGGUUUACUUAUGUAAGUUACUUAAACGUUUAUCCCGUAGUUACUUAAAGUCUGGUCUAUUUCGUUGCCCUGAUUAAUUUAGUGUAUUUUGAAUACCAUAAAAAAAAUUAUGUUUUGAUUUAGCAAUGAAAAGUAAAAUACGGUAAAUGUACAUAAUUAUCGGUUUGCCUUUAAAGCAGCGAAUCUUUUAGCUGUGAUACAGGGUAAUAAAAUGGACCAGUAAGAAUUGUCUGAAUAAUAUAUUCAUAACGAGUAUAUUUUUAAGUUUGUGUUGUGCUUAAUUUAGUGUCAAUAUUUAUUUGUUUCAAUUUGUACAAGAGUAUUACCAAGGUUUGUUACUAUUUUUCCCCUUCGUUCUCAAUCAUUCCCUCAACUAGAGCAUAUAGAAAAUUUGAAUCUCGAAUCCAGUAUAUUUUUAUAUUUUUAUCUAGAAUAUUCAUGGAUUUGAAAAACGGUUGUUAAUGGCUUGAUUGCUCUGUGUUGUUUUAAGGAACUUAACUAUAAUUAUAGGAGACAGUAUUGUCGUUUAAUAACAGCACAAAUAGAUAGCCAGUAAAUAACUUCUGUAUGCGAUACUGAAACUAUUUCCCGUAACAAUGCUUUCUUAAUGUGUCAUUUAGUUCAAUAUUGGUUUAGGUUGAACAUUCGUAAUUUGCGUUUAAGGUUUUCAUCUUGCAACUUAUAGCAUGACAAUAUGUAUUUCUUAGGUUUAUUUUUGUAAGCCCAUGGUGCAGCAACUAUGCUAUUUAAGAGGGUAUGGGAUAUUUGGUAAAAUAUGCUUAGAAAGUUCUCAAAAGUAGGUACUUACGUCACAUUUAGUGCACUGAAAAAACUAAGACUUAAAAUAAAUAUUAAUUAAAAUUUUCUUAAAGAAAAACUUCCAUUAGAUUAUUUUGAUCGUAAACAGAAGACAAAUUUUGUUUGGUUAAAAUGUGCCAUAUACGUAAAAAAAAAUCAAAUUUUCUCACAUUACGCCGCUGUUUUAUGUGCCAACUUCCCUUAAUCUGUACGCACACAAAGAAAAUUUAGAGGCAACCCCCUAAUAAAUUAAUGCAAUUUUUUGCAUAGUUUAAACAUUCCUUAAAUUAUAUUUUUGAAAAACAUCACAGUAUGAGGGCGAUGCAAUUUCCCGAAUUAAAGACUUAUUUCUAAUGAAUCUAUGAAGGCAAACGAAUUGGGCAACUUGAUGACUUUCCAAUAUAUCCUCGAAUUUAUGCGUAACUCUCUGUUAAACUUCUAAAUUCGUGUUAUAUACAAAAAUAAUAAUAAUAAAUAAAUAAAUUGUUUUGUUUAGGGAUUAUUAAUUGAUUCCAAUUUCAAAAGAACUGAUUGUAAUAAAAUAAUUGUCAUUUCAAAAUAGAUGCUCAGGUCAGCGUGCUCCUUCGUUUAAUCAGUAUCUUAUAAUGUUCUAUACAGUUUCAGUUCAGUUAAAUGACUUAAAUCUAAACAGUUUUGAGGCACGCAAUUUAAAAGCUUUUUUUGCUAGAGUCGAUUAAACCGAAAUUCCUUUAGAAGACUUAAUGCUCUGCAGGACUGCCAUGACAAAGAAAACCAGUAUUUUUAAACAAAACUUUACAACUUUUAUACAUUUUUCUACUUCGAAACUACUUGACAGUUAAUUUUAGCAACUUUAUUUUUGUAUAAGCACCUUUAUUACCUUAGAUGAGAACACAGGCGUAUUUGAAACUAGUGGGUUUUUCGGCUAUUUAGGCCGUUGUAAAAUGGAAUUUCUUCCUGAUGUUUGGCAAGCACGAGUAGCUUGCGAAACGUCAGGAAGAAAUUCCAUUUUACGACGGCCUAAAAACCCGAAAAUCCCACUAGUUUCAAGGAAUGGCCUAGAAAGUCUCUCUUUGGAUACAGGCGCGUAUUUGUUUAAAAUCUCCAAUCAGAGAUAAUUUCUUGUAACUUCUAUAUUUUUGUACACCUAAUAUGUAGUGUAUGUAUAUAAAUAAUGGAAAUAUAUAUUUUCAAAUAAA